AUGGCUACUAGCUCCCUUGUUCAUGACCUCAUCCACAAAUUUGUGAAUGAGCCUCUUCCAUUGCCAUACGAGCAAAUUCCAAUGCUUAACAAGGCUAGAAACUAUAUUUUGAAUUUUACCUUUGAAAGGGAUGAUCCAUUCCGUAUGAAUCAAUUCUUUCCAACCACUUUUGUUCCUAUUGCACUCUAUCUUGUGAUUACAUUUGCUUUAAAGAAAAUCUUUAAAGGAAGACCUUUAGAUUUCAAGACUAAUCCUCUUUUGUAUGCAUUUGGAUUCGCUCAUAACGUGAUAUUGAGCUUGGGUUCUUUGAUUAUGUUUGCUGGUAUGAUGUACGGAUUUUUGCAAGUCGCCUUUACUUCAUAUCUAGCAAAUGAAACACCUGGACAAUCAUUCCUCAUUGGAAUUUGUAACAGUAACGGCACUUUUUGGAAUAAUAGAUACGGUACUGCAUUUUGGAUUUGGGUAUUCAUGGUUAGCAAAUGGUGGGAAUUUAUCGAUACAUUCCUCUUGUGUCUCAAGGAUAAACCUCUCCAAUUCCUCCAUGUAUGGCAUCACGCUACUGUUCCUCUCCACAUGUAUCUCAUGUUGAUUUCUGAAUGGGACCCAGCAGUGUUUGGCUUCUGCUUCAACGCAUUUGUUCACAUCAUCAUGUACUACUACUAUUUGCAACAAUACAGAGGAAUUGAUUGUUGGUGGAAGAAGCUUGUCACAAUUAUUCAAAUUGUGCAAUUCGUAGUUUGCUUUGUUAUCUUAGGAGUUUCAAUGAACAGCCAACACUGUGAAUUGGACAGCCAAUCAUCUCGUAUUGCUCUCUCCUCAACAUUUACAUUGUACCUCUCAUACUUGGUUUUGUUCAUCAAAUUCUAUGCUUCAGCUUACUCCAAAAAAGGCAGAAGAAGCACUGGUGACAAGAAGGUUGAAGCCGAAGAAAAGAAGAUGCAAUAA
Molecule: messenger RNA, 945 nt
Organism: Naegleria fowleri
Lineage: Eukaryota; Heterolobosea; Eutetramitea; Acrasida; Naegleriidae
Exons: 2
Coding region: 1-945 (314 amino acids)
Biological process (GO): fatty acid elongation, saturated fatty acid; fatty acid elongation, polyunsaturated fatty acid; fatty acid elongation, monounsaturated fatty acid
Cellular component (GO): endoplasmic reticulum membrane
Molecular function (GO): fatty acid elongase activity
Source: RefSeq, a predicted model, not a curated record